CAACGGUAUAAGAACGGGGCAGUAGCUUCAAUUAUCUCAUUAGUUACAUACGUUGCGUGUCGGAAGAAGCAACGAUCUUCGCUAUGUUGCGAUACGAAUUUCUGCUUCUUCUGCUGUCACUAGCGUUCGCGCAGUUCUUCACCCCUGGCGAUGCAGCGCGAAUACCACGAACCACGCCAGACGCAACAGCUAGCAAGAAAUGUGGCUAUGAGGCAUGUCAUCCUGUGGAUCCAAAAAAACUCAAUAUUCAUAUGGUUCCACAUACUCAUGAUGAUGUCGGCUGGUUGAAGACUGUGGAUCAGUAUUACUUUGGAAGUCGCUCCGUAAUUCAAAAGGCCGGUGUGCAGUAUAUUAUUGACAGUGUCAUUAAAGCGUUGUUAGCUGACCCAAGUAGAAGAUUUAUUUACGUAGAAACUGCUUUCUUCUGGAAAUGGUGGCUACGACAAGAUGAAAAGGUACGAGCUGACGUCAAAAUGCUAAUCGACGAAGGGCGAUUGGAAAUAAUCGGAGGAGCUUGGAGUAUGAACGAUGAAGCUUGUACUCAUUAUCAUUCAUUAGUGGAUCAAUUCACAUGGGGAUUUAGGCGACUCAACGAUACAUUCGGAAGCUGUGCCAGACCACGCAUUGGAUGGCAAAUAGAUCCUUUCGGUCACUCAAGAGAACAAGCUUCUUUGUUCGCGCAGAUGGGAUUUGAUGGAAUGCUAUUUGGACGUAUCGAUUAUCAAGAUAAGAGUAAAAGGUUAAAGGACCAAACGAUGGAAUUCAUUUGGAAGAGCAGUCCAAGUUUAGGCAAACGAGCAAAUUUGUUUACGACCGCGAUGUACAACACUUACAGUCCACCACCAGGAUUUUGCUUCGACGUUUUAUGCGCCGAUGAGCCAAUGGUCGAUGAUCCCGAUAGCCCAGACUAUAACAUUGACAGAAGGGUGGAGCUGUUCUUGACGUAUGCGAAGGGUCAAGCACGGGCCUACAGAACUAAUCACAUUAUUCUCACCAUGGGGGAUGAUUUUCACUAUCAACACUCUGAAAUGGUAUUCGGUAAUUUAGACAAGUUGAUCAGAUAUACAAAUAAGCGCAAUGGUUCUGCAGUAAAUGUAAUUUACUCGACACCUUCGUGCUAUUUGAAGGCCUUGAAUGACUUGAAGCUUCAAUGGCCUGCCAAAAGCGAUGAUUUCUUCCCGUACGCGAGCGAUCCUCAUUCUUACUGGACUGGCUACUUUUCGUCGAGACCAACUGUGAAAUAUUUUGAGCGCGAAGGAAACAACUUGCUACAGGCAAGCAAACAACUCGUUGCAAUGACAAACUUAAAGAAUUACGACAAGCCCUUAGAACACUUCCGCGAAGCAAUGGGAGUAAUGCAGCAUCACGAUGCCGUUACUGGCACAGAGAAACAAUUAGUCGCAGACGAUUAUUCUCGUAUAUUGUACGAGAGUAUGGAACACGCCGAAGAAAUAAUUUCGAAAGCCAUAGGAAAAUGGUCAGGAAUGACAAAUAGUACAGCAGCGUCCUUUAAGGUCUUCACGUGUUUGGAAUUAAACAUCAGUUCAUGUGCAUUUUCCGAGAAAAAUGAUAUGUUUAUGGUUGUAGUAUACAAUCCUUUAAGCAGACCUGUUUCUACUCACAUCCGCGUUCCCAUUCAAGGAAAUUCUUAUACUGUUCGAUCACUGAUUGACGGAGUAUAUCCAGACGUGCAGAUAGUACCAGUCCCCGAAGCAGUUCAAAAAGUUCCAGGAAGAAAGAGCAACGCGAAAAAUGAGGUCGUUUUCCGUACUUCAGUCAUUCCUUCUCUUGGUACAUUGGCUUAUGCCGUUGCCAAAAAGACAGAGGAAGAUGUAGUUGAACAACCUGAACCACCCAAUUUCAUAAGCAAUGAGCUAUACAAUAUAUCUGUUAACAUCAAUGGUGACUUAGCAAUAAACUGGAAUAAACAAAACAUGAACGUCGUACAAUCCUUCCAUUAUUACAUAGGAGCAGAGGGUAAUAAUGAAGUCUUCGUUAAUAGAUCAUCCGGCGCGUAUAUCUUCAGACCUAAAGAAACAUCAGCCAGAAAUUUUGCAUAUGCCGGAUCUUAUAAAAUAUACAAAGGCCCUGUUGUGGAAGAACUUCAUCAUACAAUAAACGAAUGGGUUAGUCAAGUAGUUCGAAUUUAUCCUGAAGAAGAGCACAUCGAAUUCGAUUGGCUUGUUGGACCAAUACCUGUCAAGGAUAAGAUUGGCAAAGAGAUAGUUACAAGGUAUUCAAGCAACCUGGAAUCAGACAAAACAUUUUACACAGAUAGCAAUGGAAGAGAAAUGUUAAAGCGUGUGAGAGAUUAUCGGCCAACGUGGGACUUGAAGUUGGAGGAACCAAUAUCCGGAAAUUAUUAUCCGGUGACCAGUAAAAUUGCACUUAAAGAUAAAAAGAACCAAUUAAAGUUGAAUGUCCUUGUCGAUCGUUCCCAAGGUGGAACCAGUAUGCAGGACGGUGUUAUUGAAUUGAUGGUUCACCGAAGACUUUUAAAGGACGAUGCGUUUGGUGUAGGCGAAGCAUUGAAUGAAACCGCUUUUGGUGAAGGCUUGGUAGUUAGAGGAACGCAUUAUCUCUUUGGAGGUAAAGUGAAGGAUGUGGAUAAAUUCGUAUUGAAGGAGAAGGAACUAGCCCUUAAACUGGCUUUACACCCGUGGGUCUUAGGUGCCUCCGUUAACUUGAGCAAUAUAAAAAAUAUUUCCGGUCUUAGUUAUUCAUUACCGCCGAAUGUACAUAUUCUUACCUUGGAACCGUGGAAAGAUGACACAAUUCUGUUGAGAUUGGAGCAUCUCUUUGAAGUCGGUGAAGCGCAGGAGAUGUCUCAACCAGUAGAAGUUAAUAUUCAGAAUCUGUUCUCGACGUUUUCAAUUGAAUCAAUCAAAGAGACCACAUUAGGCGCUAAUCAGCUAUUAAGUGAAAAUAAACCUAUGAAAUGGGAACUAGAGACAAAUGAUGUUAUGCAGGAUGCAGGAGAAAGCGAAAGACAAAUCGUAGAGAUUAAAGACAAUGUAAUCAAUGUUCUCUUGAAACCAAUGGAAAUACGGACGUUUAUCCUCAAAGUUAAGCGAAGAACUCUUUAAUCUUUCAACCAAGACAUUUAAUUUUUACAAGAAUACCUGUUUUUAUAAAAAAUAUAGUUACUUCAUUUUUCUAAAUUUUGCUAUACAUGUUACUACGUAUGAUUAAAUAUAAAUGUAUAAUGCAAUGCUACAAUAUAAAAUUGCAUUAUUUUGUAUUCUUUCUAAAAAAUAAAGACUGAUUAAACUGAUUAAAGUUGCUGAAAUAUAUACUAAAAAGAAUAAAAAACCAUUUAAUGUGACAUUUAAUCAAUUUAAUUGAAGUUGUAACCCCCCAAAACGAUUCAAAUUUCACAAAAUUUCAAAAAAUCCUUUAAAAAAAUUUUAAUGUACAAAAUGAUUUAAUAUAUAAUAGUAUAAAAUAAUAUAAAAUAGAUUAAAGUUUAUUAAUGUUAUCAUUCUAUGAUAUCGUGUUUUACAUUGACAUGAUAAAAUGUAAAUGUUUGAUCAUUACAACUUACAAAAGUAUAAUUAUUAAAAUAUUUUUAGAUGUUUAAGGAGCAUAAAAAAUUGUCGUUUGUACAGCCUAAACAACUUUACAUAUUAAUACAGUAAACACUAAAAUGACAAAUGUUAAAAUAUAUGUCAAUAAGAUUGA
Monomorium pharaonis (pharaoh ant) is the source of this 3681-nucleotide messenger RNA. RefSeq names its product lysosomal alpha-mannosidase (gene LManII). The record is from RefSeq and is a predicted model, not a curated record. Gene Ontology annotation, biological process: mannose metabolic process. Gene Ontology annotation, cellular component: lysosome. The coding region runs from base 84 to 3086 and encodes 1000 amino acids. The transcript is spliced from 17 exons. NCBI's taxonomy places the organism in Eukaryota, Metazoa, Arthropoda, Insecta, Hymenoptera, Formicidae. Gene Ontology annotation, molecular function: alpha-mannosidase activity; carbohydrate binding.